UUCAUUGUUUUGAAGGGACAUGUAAGGGCGAGGAGAAGGGCGAGGAGUAGGGCGAAGCAGUGGCGAUGGAAUCGGCGGCUGAGGCAGCGAGGAACGCGAAGGAGACGCUGGAGCUGGCGUUCCAGAUGUCGAACAUCUUGGAGACGGGCCUUGACCGCCACACCCUCUCCCUCCUCAUCGCGCUCUGCGACCGCGGCGUCAACCCUGAGGCCCUCGCGGCCCUCGUCCGCGAACUCUCCCCCGCGCCGCGCGCUACGCCACCAGACCCCUCCACCACCACCAACUCCUCCUCCUCGUCUCGUCCGAAUACGGUCCACCAUUAGGUGGGUCCUCUUGCCUCCACCCCGAGCAGGUCUAGAAGCUUGCAGCAUUGUUUCUUCCAUCUGAGACUGAGGAUUCUGUCACAAAUUUGUUACCAUGAAGAGAUUUGAGAAAAAGGAAGGUCUUAAAAAAUUUAAGGUCAUCUUUGUGCUGGAAAAUUAUUAUCCAUGCUUGUAAACAAAUUGUUGUGUGAAAAAUGUAAUAGUUUGAGGCAUUACCUUGUCUUGUCUACUUUUUCCACCUUGUUUGAUUGCUAUAUGUUGUAUUAGGUUCAUAGCUAUGUCCCCAAAAGUUGAUUGGUUGUGUACCCAUAACUUGGUUUACUUUCUUUUCAUUUGCAUGCCUUCCUUUUUUAAACUCA
This is a messenger RNA of Musa acuminata AAA Group (dessert banana), 682 nucleotides long. RefSeq names its product mitotic-spindle organizing protein 1A. Bases 66 to 323 code for a protein of 85 amino acids. Gene Ontology annotation, biological process: gamma-tubulin complex localization; mitotic spindle assembly; microtubule nucleation by interphase microtubule organizing center. Gene Ontology annotation, cellular component: interphase microtubule organizing center; centrosome; spindle. The record is from RefSeq and is a predicted model, not a curated record. Lineage: Eukaryota; Viridiplantae; Streptophyta; Magnoliopsida; Zingiberales; Musaceae. The transcript is spliced from 2 exons.